UCUCGCGAGGCCGCGCCCCAGCUCGCGCGCGGGUAUCGUGCACGCGGUUAUCGCUGCCUGGCGGCGGGAGAAUCUAGGCUCGCGCCAAGGGACGUGUUUCUGCACUCGCGUGGUCAUGGAGGCGCCGCUGCAGCUGCUUCCCGAGAAGACGCCGUCCCCUGGCUGGAGCCCAAAGCUGCUGUUGCUGUUCCUGCUGCUGGCCGUGGCUCUGCGGGGCUUGGAGGCAGAGGAGAGGCCCCGGACUCGCGAAGAGGAGUGCCACUUCUAUGCGGGUGGACAAGUGUACCCGGGGGAAGCGUCCCGGGUAUCAGUCGCAGACCACUCCCUGCACCUAAGCAAAGCCAAGAUUUCCAAGCCAGCACCUUAUUGGGAAGGAACAGCUGUGAUAAAUGGAGAAUUCAAGGAGCUCAAAUUAACUGAUUAUCGUGGGAAAUAUUUGGUGUUUUUCUUCUACCCACUUGAUUUCACAUUUGUUUGUCCAACUGAAAUUAUCGCUUUCGGCGACAGAAUUGAAGAAUUCAGAUCCAUAAACACUGAAGUGGUGGCAUGCUCUGUUGAUUCACAGUUUACCCAUUUGGCCUGGAUUAAUACUCCUCGAAGACAAGGAGGACUUGGACCAAUAAAGAUCCCACUUCUUUCAGAUCUGACCCAUCAGAUCUCAAAGGACUAUGGCGUUUAUCUUGAAGACUCAGGCCACACUCUUAGAGGUCUCUUCAUUAUUGAUGACAAAGGAGUCCUAAGACAGAUUACUCUGAAUGACCUUCCCGUGGGUAGAUCAGUGGAUGAGACACUGCGUUUGGUUCAAGCAUUCCAAUACACUGAUAAACAUGGAGAAGUCUGCCCUGCUGGAUGGAAACCUGGUAGUGAAACAAUCAAACCUGAAGAUGCCAUGAAAUCCUGGUGGCCAAGAGAAGAGCUAUAAUCCCAGAUCCAGCUGGAAAACUGAAGUAUUUCGAUAAACUGAAUUGAAAAUACUUCCUCAAGUCAUGAUGCUUGAAAGUUCUCAAUAAAGAACACCAUUUCACCACCACA
Lepus europaeus (European hare) is the source of this 1032-nucleotide messenger RNA. It is a transcript of the gene PRDX4, whose product is annotated as peroxiredoxin 4. Gene Ontology annotation, molecular function: thioredoxin peroxidase activity. Bases 116 to 922 code for a protein of 268 amino acids. The transcript has 8 exons. Gene Ontology annotation, cellular component: endoplasmic reticulum; cytosol. Gene Ontology annotation, biological process: hydrogen peroxide catabolic process; cellular response to stress; response to oxidative stress. The record is from RefSeq and is a predicted model, not a curated record. NCBI's taxonomy places the organism in Eukaryota, Metazoa, Chordata, Mammalia, Lagomorpha, Leporidae.